GAAUUUGUAAUAUUAAGUGCACGUUAAAUCCAGUUUCCAUGAACAACUCAUUUCUCUCAAGAGUCAGAGAUCUCCGUCGGGCCCCUCUCUCGUCAUAUUCGUACAUUCAGCAUAGAUUACAUGUAUGUCGAUUCGAAAAUGACUUAGUUGGUUUGAAACUUCCCUGUCAAGCUAAUUUGUUGUAGAGUGAUGGAAGAAGUAGACUUUCCCGGUUCUGGACUCCAACGGGAGGAAUAACCAAAAAAUCUGGCAGUCCUGAUACAAGUGAUUUGUUGGUUCAGGGUGGCUUUCUCCGCCAGGCUUAUUCCGGGGUAUUUCAUAUGCUUCCCCUUGGACUUCGGGUUCAGGAGAAACUGGAGCGUCUGGUGGAUAAACACAUGCGCACGCUUGGCGCUUCAAAGUUGUCUCUCUCCUCUAUAUCUUCCCAAGCCUUAUGGGAAAAAUCUGGUCGACUGAAAAAAGAUUCUGAGUUUUUUAAAUUUCAAGAUAGAAAAAAGGCCAGGUUUCUUCUUGCUCCAACCCACGAGGAAGAAAUUACUUCGCUUGUUGCGGGUGUUAUGAACUCCUACAAGGACCUUCCAUUACGAGUGUACCAGAUAAGUAGGAAGUAUCGAGAUGAGCCGAGACCCCGACAGGGGUUACUUCGAGGUAGAGAAUUUAUCAUGAAAGACCUUUACACUUUCGACUACAAUGCCGAGAUGGCAAUAAAGACUUACAAUGCAGUUAAAGAUACCUACGUACGACUAUUCGAUGAGCUUAGGAUACCUUACAUUAUUGCUACUGCAGACUCUGGUAACAUGGGAGGAAAUUUAAGUCAUGAAUUUCAUCUCCCAAAUCCUAAAGGCGAGGACACCAUCAUUAGCUGUUCAAGCUGUCGCUAUGUAUACAAUGAAGAGCUUUCGGACGGAAAAGCAUACCAAGACAUUAGACCGCCCUCGGAUCCUAUUCAAGAUGGUAAAUCUGUCGGGUUCGGGGAGCAACAAGCACCAGCGAUUUCAACUGGCAUGUGGAUGAGUAUCUCGAAGGAUGGAAAUACUCUUGUGAGAGUAUUCUAUCCGAAGUAUCUGAUACGUGGCGGCUGCUCAGAGCCAGUUGAGCGGCAGAUCAAUUCACAUGCUGUGAGGGCAAUUGCCUGCUCAGCGGGGGUAGAUCUCGAUACCAGCGUGACUAGUCCGUUAGCAAAAUGGCAAAGUAUAGCUAGAGAGGAGAAAACCCCACCUGGCACUCGGCCAAAUCAUCCUACGAUUUUAGAUAUUUAUGACCAUCGCGUACGUGUUUACAAUCACCCUCCUCUCCCGUCUGGGCAGAACAGAGAAGUUUUGGAGCAGCUGAAUGUGCGGUUCUCAUCCCUACACCAAUACCCUGGUAGCGGUGCAAAACUCGACUGCAUAAGUGCUGCGGCUGGAGACCAAUGUUCCAGAUGCGGUGAACAGGCGGUACAAACCCACACUGCUAUUGAGCUUGCGCAUACAUUCCAUCUUGGAACUCGAUAUAGCAAAGUGCUUAACGCUUCUGUGGCUGUACCUUCAACAUUGCUAAGCAACGACUCUAAAGCAAACGACAACAGUUCUGUCUCUGUUCCCCUUCAAAUGGGAUGUCAUGGCAUUGGUGUUUCACGCAUGAUAUCCGCUAUUGCGGACAGCCUGGCCAACUCCAAAGGGCUUAACUGGCCAAGGGCAAUUGCUCCCUUCGAGGCCAUGAUCAUCCCGGAUAAAGGCCUGGAGGAGGAAGCUGAAAAGGUUUAUGACGCUAUCAGUCGAAUAAAUAUCGAUGCCGUCGAUGCGAUAAUUGACGAUAGAGACAAGAAUCUUGCAUGGAAACUCAGAGAUGCCGAUUUAAUAGGGUAUCCUGUAAUAAUCGUCGUGGGGAAGUCCUGGAGGAUGGAGAACAAACUGGAAGUUCAGUGUCAUCGACUAAACAAUCUCCGGGAAACGGUAUCGCUGCCAGAUUUGCAUCCACUCACUAUAUCGCUGCUUGAUAGACUCUAGUAUUCCCUUGUGAUAUUUCAUUAAAAUGUAUUAUAUAUAUCGGGUUUGUUCGGGAAACACAGAAACUUUGAAUUUAUCAUGUAUUUAUUUAUACCCCAAUAUUAACAUGGCUUUCCUCAAC
Molecule: messenger RNA, 2109 nt
Organism: Histoplasma capsulatum G186AR
Lineage: Eukaryota; Fungi; Ascomycota; Eurotiomycetes; Onygenales; Ajellomycetaceae
Product: prolyl-tRNA synthetase
Exons: 6
Coding region: 321-1988 (555 amino acids)
Biological process (GO): prolyl-tRNA aminoacylation
Cellular component (GO): mitochondrion; cytoplasm
Molecular function (GO): ATP binding; proline-tRNA ligase activity
Source: RefSeq, a predicted model, not a curated record